GCAACCUGAGCGGAGCUCCGUCCCUCCCUCCGUCAUCCCUCCAUCCGCGCCCCCAGAGGAGGAGAGGAUGAUCCGGCGGACCGGCCUCUGAUUCCCUCCCGCUCUCAUGGUUCUCCUCCGGGCUGCAGGCAGAGGAUGCGGCUGCUCGCUUUCGCCACUUUCCUGGGACUCUUCCUGGACGCAGGUGACGGCCUCCAGAUCCAGUGCUACCAGUGUGAGGGCGUCAACUACGACUGCUCCACGCCUGAGUUCGUCGUCAACUGCACGGUCAACGUCCAGGACAUGUGCCAGAAGGAGGUGCUGGUCAAAUCCGACGGGACCCACUACAGGAAGUCGUGCGCGUCGUCGUCGGCCUGCCUCAUCACCUCCUCCGGCUACCAGCAGUUCUGCACCGGCCGGCUCAACUCGGUCUGCAUCAGCUGCUGCAGCACACCGCUCUGCAACGGCGUCAAGAAGAAGCGGCCCGUCCUGUCGGCUGCCGCCCCCAUCCGGCAGGCCCUGCUCUUUCUCGUGCCGGCCAUGCUGCUCCACCUGACGUAGGCGGACCUCAAACCUGUUCACUGUAACAUCUCCCCCGCGUGGCGCUACGCGGGGGAGACGGGACUCUUUUUCUGGUUUGUUGCUCACAAGAGCAAAAAAAAAAAAGGAGCCUUAUGUAUCCCCUCGGUUGUUUUGUGUUAAUAGAAAUCAUUGGAUCAGCUCCUGUGAAGCACGGUAGUGACGGGGUGAUGCCGGGGGCCUGUUGGAUCCACAAUCAUGUUAGUGCUACCAGCUUUUGUAUCAGAUAGCUAAAGAAAAAGCAGCUAAAAGCUUCCAUUCCUAAAAAGCCCACUUGGUGUUAAUGCUUCAGAAGGUAAGAAGAAAAGCACGGCGGUGGCAGGGUGGUCAUACGGGCUUGUUUUAUACACCUGAGUAUGUUCGUCCAGGGUGGAACGACGUUAGCUUGUGAUUUUUUUCAGACCUAAACACUGACGUUCUGUUCAGGUGGGUCCCAGGGUCUGACCGGUGAACGGGUCUGGAUUCUGGUUUCCACUUCCCAGUUGCCGGUGUCGCUUUCUGUGAAGUGGAGCGUAAUCGGCAGAGCGUUGGAUCAUGUCAGGCUUUCAUUUUAUGCUCUCAUGGUUUGAAACGGCCGGUGGAGUUGACUUUGUGUUGAUAUAGUGGUCGUUAUUUCUCAGAAUUACACUUUAUUUAUAUUUCCUUAUAUAUAUAUAUUGAUCCACUGCCAGGCGGUAUUUUAUCCUUCUUUCAUUGCAGGAAGUAUAAAGGAACCAAAAUGCAUCUGUUUAAGUUGCAGUCUACUAAUUUACCAUCACAUAAUAGAGCUAAUUCUUUCAAAUAAUAAAAAAAAUACAAUUUGUGGGACAUUUUACAUGUCUAAGACAUAAAUUGUCAUUUUUAUUAUUUCAACAACAAAGACGCUUCACAGCUUCAAAUCAAACCUGCAUGCUCUCUGGACUCAUUACUCUAUAAAAUUGUCAAAUUCAAGAGGAAGGCAUUUUUAAAACAAAUAAGCACUUUCAGUCGUUGCCAUUAUUUCCCCGACGCCUUACAUUUCCGCCUCCGACAACAAAGUGUCAUACAUUUGAUUUAUUUGUUUGAGGUGGAUUCGACAGUCUGUUUUUACAGUGCUUUGGUGACAGUGGUGGAGGGACGUCCAUGGCUUCUUCUAAAGAGUCUUCUGUGAAGAGUAACACUGUAUUCUGCUGAUAUGUGGUUCCAAUAAAUGUUCCAGAAAAAUCAGC
Poeciliopsis prolifica (blackstripe livebearer) is the source of this 1745-nucleotide messenger RNA. RefSeq names its product ly6/PLAUR domain-containing protein 1-like. The transcript is spliced from 3 exons. Gene Ontology annotation, molecular function: acetylcholine receptor inhibitor activity. Bases 136 to 540 code for a protein of 134 amino acids. The record is from RefSeq and is a predicted model, not a curated record. Gene Ontology annotation, biological process: acetylcholine receptor signaling pathway. Lineage: Eukaryota; Metazoa; Chordata; Actinopteri; Cyprinodontiformes; Poeciliidae.